CAAGUCGAGUUUUCUCAGUUUAACCGAUUCAGUUAUAGUCUGUUACCUUAUAUAUGUCAAGUCAUACUAGCACACUCCAGCAUAAGAGACAUUGCAAGAGCACCCGCCAGACCGCACCCGUUAUUACUGGCGAUAAAUCGCCACAUUUAAUAAGAGACCGUACGCGGAAAGGGCUUCUGCUGGUGAGACUAUUUCUACGAAAGGGGUCAUCACUAUCUCCGGAAAAUCGAACAGAUGGAUCUGCUUAAAGUUGCUGAUUCAUAUUUCCAUUAAAUGAAAGUGGAAAUUUUUUUCUUUUAUUUUUACCGAAAAAAACCACUGAAUUUUUUUCUCACUUUUUUAUUCAUUUAUUCGCUGAUAUAUUUAAUGUGUUUUGUAACUCGGUAUGUAUUUACAUAAGGUAUGUCUUUAUAUAAAAAUAACGGAUUUUCAAUUCUCAAAAUUCGAUAAUUUGAAAACACCGCACCUUCUACUUUAGUAAUAUGGAUUUUCCGUUUGGAAUAGAGUGAUUUCACUUUGUGAUAUAGGUCAGCAGUGCUGAAGAGGUAAAUGCAGGGGUGUUAGAGGGGGUGAGUGCGACCGGACGUUUUUUACUCCGGGUGUUGAGCCCUCUUGUGCACACUGGCACGCUUCAUUCCCACCCGAGUGCAGAGGUACAACUUAAAGCGAGACUAAAGCCACCCUGAUGUCACGUAUUUGCACUUAUUGCCACGCAAGUGCGUUAUUCCACGUGGAAUAAGCGGUAUAUCAUCUGGUCACGCUCGUACAGGCGCAGGUAGGCGGGAAAAAUGACCCAAAAUUGCCGGUUAUCUUAGCCGGGUUAUUAUGAGCCAGUUGAACAGUCUAGUCAAGUCCUGGGACUAUAAAAAUAAGUGGAAAAUUGUUCUCGUGCUGCCUAUAGCAGAUUUACACUCCAUUUGAAGAAAAUAUUCAAAGGAAAUUUUUAAAAGUGCCGCCAAUUUUGUGGAACUUUUUCAUUAUGUUAAUUAAUCGAGUGAGAAAGCCUGGGAAUCGAUCAGUUUAGCAGUCUUUCUACUUUGCCGACUAGUCGAUAGCAAAGAAAAUUUGCAAAAGUUGGGGAUAGUUUAUAUUAUCACAUAUUUAUUUACAUGAGAGGACGUCGUUUGUCAAUGAUAAGUGGCACAAAGUCGUUCAGUCGCCAUUUUCCUCCGAGAUAUUUUAUUUUAUUUACUGAAUGAAACCCGAACGACAGAUUGCGCAUGCAUAAUUCAGGGGAUCUCAAACAAAUAACAAAGUUUUUGCAUAUUUAAUGAGAAUGGUACACACACCUCGAGGAUUUUUGAAUGUGACAUUUGUAAGUGACAUUUUCAUUGGAGAAACUCAAUGAAGUUUCAAAUUGUACGUUCAUGUCGAUCGAUGUGUGGAAGGCAAACAAAAUUGUUUAACGAUCGCAACGUGCGAAAAAAUGUUGACGGUUCCAUUCGAUUUUGGGGAUCAUUUCGAGGACGAGUUUUGUUGAGUCGUGGGGUAGAGGAAUUCUCAUUUCAGGGAGAUUUUUCCUCGUGCGUUUCUUUUGAACCUUCAGGUCCAGAGUUUUAAUUUUCGUAAUGAAAUUUUAUACAUGGCUCAUCAAAAAUACCUCUCCACUUUCCGUAGUGACGUGUAAUUGCAGUUGAGUGACUUUUCCCUCGGCCGUGUAAUUAUACGUCGACCCCCGUGUGCAGUAGCAGAGAAUAUGUAGCACUAUUAUUCACUACUAAUACACGUGAAUGUAAUUGAGUUAUGAAAUGCGUCAAUUGAAUGCAGUGUCAUUGAAGUGUGUUAACAUGCAUCUCGUCUUCCUUAUAAUUAUAUAACUUUCUCAGUUAUAAUGCGAAUAUACUAAACAUUUAAUCAUAAAUAAAAUUUUCAAGAGAAAAAAAUCCUGGAAUUGAUAAAAUCGUUGGUUUCCCAGAGGUUUUUACUCUUUUCUUUAUCGAUCAUUUUCAUAAGUUCAUUUAAAAAUCAUUUAUUAAAAAAUAAUUUAAACUAAAUUGAAAUCAACGUCAUCAUGUUCGAGAUUAAUCAUCACGAACGACCUUGAACCUGAAUCCUAUUCGACACAUUUCAUCCCCCCUCCCACACGUAGAUUGUUUGCAAGCUAAUUACCCUACUUUGCAGAUAAUUGAAGUCUGUCUAGUGGAGAGACAAUUCAUUGCUCAUGAUAACGAUUCAUUCAGUGGAUGAAGUACUGCAAUACAGCGACUGUUAGACUAGAUUUGGGAUUAAAGUUUCGGGGACAAAUUGGGGGGUACAUUGGUACACGAAGUAGGGGUAGGUGGGUAGGAGUCAGUGCGGAAAUUCGUCGACCGCGACGCCAGCUGUCGGUGGUACACAUACUUUAUCAGAUCCUGUGAAUUCGUGGGAGGGAAUCAAGUGUGAAACGCAGGACUCCAGGAUGUGAUUUAUGCCAUCGCAAUUUCAGGGUAUAUAAAUUCAACGGAAAUGAUUUUGGGUGAAAAAUUCAGUGAGUAAUGUUUAUUUUAUUUAUGGGGGGUUGUUUCGUUAUUUCGUUCGGCGUUUUGAAGAGAUUCAGGGUUAUUUUUCAUCGCUUCAUUUCAUUAUCCGUUUUUUAUGUCAACAGGUUGAAAAAUUAAUGAUUAAUCCGCGAAAUCCCAGCGUAAAUCUCUCCAGCUUUUUAAAUAUUUUUCCCACGAUUCUACUGUCUAUUGUUAAUACGAUAAAUAAAACACAAACGUUUACAACAAAUUUCGCACACUUCAAAGUGGAUAAUGGCCGCAAGAUGACACCACUGGAUUUGGUCUCUGGCGUCCUCAGGGCCUUUAACCCCCUACUACGGCCCUGAUGUUGUUUUUAAAAAUUCUAAUGUUCUGUUUUAUCGAUGGGUGAUUGAAUUUGAGGAUUAAAUUUCGUUAAAAUACUUCACGAUGAACCGUAUUUGUUAUACCCUCUCAUCUGGCUCUGCCCCAUUGACUGAAUAUUUUUAUUAAAAAUUGCAGGUGACAAUGAGACUUGUACUCGCACUCAUCUCGAAAUUCCUCCCCCCGUAAGUAUCGUACGGCCCUCUUGAGUCGUUCACCUAUUGUACCUGCGUCAUUCCGUGGUAAUCGCAGGAGUGCAUACCACGGGCUGAAGGGAUGAGGAAGAUAGAAUGGGAAUUCAUAGAAAACAGACCCCACUUGACGCACGAUUCCAACCCUCUCUACACUCAGAAUAUAAAGGGUUGUGCUAACGUGCCCUAGCACGAUCCCCCAUGGAUCUCCACAGCGAUUUGUCAAAAACAUUCCACCCUGGAAUUUAUGCUGCUUUUCCGGGCGUGCAACCAACCCCCACUGACUCGCGCCCUCUCCACGUGCCUUUCACUCUUUCCAGGUUUCUCUCUACCUACUGUAAAUAUACGCCAACACACGCAAGACUCAGGGAAUGCCACUCAUUGGGAGAGGUGAACGUCACCAGAGUCGAGUCAGGGGAUAAUCCCCCGGUUUCCCCUGGCAUUUUCAAGUCCAUGCAGACAGUCAAGGGGUGCUCAACCACUUCAUACUGGGAUGUUAUACGGGUCAAGAUGCGUUUACAGGGAGCGACGCGGUGACCCCUGCACCUGACACAGAGAAUGAGGAAAAGGGGGAUGCUAUGCGAGGGUGAAAUUCAACGUGAGCUGAUGCGAGAAAGAGAACAAAACUUUUGUGGAUGGCACAGCAAGGAGGGCUAAAGGAUGGGCUAAUUGGAUGUCGGAGGCGCAAUCUUGUGGUCUCCAUUUGUCAUUCAGUGGGUGAAGGAGGAGAUGCAGAGGCAAUCGUAUCUCACACUCGUCUCCGCUCGGCUGAUUUUUUUUUCCCCAUCUACUCACAUUUUUUACCCCCAGCCAAUCAUAACCGAAUGACUGUUCUCUCGUGUGAAUUUCACUUCUGACGACUGUCGAGUCUUUAUUUAUUGUACGCUCUCAUUGACACUGGGGACAUUUCACCUUUAAUUUCAAACUUUUGGGGUUAUUUUGGUGGUUAAUGAUCCACUAGUCCGGAGGGUUGAUCUCUCUAUCAUCCCAUUUGAAUAAUUAAUUAACAAAUCGAUAAAAAAAAUUGUCAUCAACUGUAAAAUUUAAAUUUUGAGAGUUUACAUGACAAUUGGACGAAUAAAAAUAUAUUUUGUUGCUAGAAAAACGUUUAAACGAUAUUUUGAAAUAUCUGAGAUUCUAAUUAUCAUUUUAAGACAACCCCAUACGAAUAUAUUAAUUUAUAUUAAUUUUUACUGUCAAAAUCUCUUGCGAAAAGUGGAAAACACCUUAAGAACGCAGACUAAUUUUUUUUUUUCACAUUCUCACAAACCCCCGCCAAUAAAAAUUCAUCAUUACGUCCAAUCAUCCCAUCCAAUUAUCUCCAAAUCACAACGAAAGCUGGAAUUUCAUCAAUUAUUUACCGAAUAAAGCACCCGAAGCAUUAGUACAAUGGUGAAUUCAAAGACCCUCAGUUUAUCCGGGUAAAAAAGUUCCUGAAAAAGUUGGAAAUUGGAAUAAGUUUCGGGGCAAUACAAUGGACAUAUCUAGAUGAAUAGGGAGGGGUGGAGGGGAGGGGAUAGCAGGGAAUGAAGUGGAUAAAAGUCACUAACGAGUAACAAAGGUCGGCAUGAAGACGGCGUACAGACGGAAAGGGGGACAAGAGCAGGCCGGUGGAGGACUACAUAUUGGUCCGUCCUCUCCCCCUCCUUCUCCUCUUCCACCUAUUCCACUCUUUUCCUCAUCCACAGACGAAAACUCAAACUCCAGUGGCAAUACCAUCCGAGCCAGCAACCAGCCAGUUGUACCUUCGAGGGUGCCUUUGUUCCCUGUCGAAACUGUUCGGACAGUUCCGGAUGCAAUGCCAUACCCUUCCGAUCCUGUGUCCCCGGAUCGGUAAACUAUUCAACUCAUCUCUCUCGUCGUCCUCGGGUUUUAAUAUUUUUUUUACCCUACGUUACCCUCGGUAGGUGAAUUCUAAAGGUUCAACCCUCAUUACAGUGGUCAUUGCUAGUCUUGGCAAUGAGGGAAAAUUACGAUGGGGGGAGGGGAGAAUUAAAAAAUGGAAUGUUUCAUUUUAGUUGAAGUUUCUGGACAUUUUGGGUUUUAUUGGGGUGUCUUCAUUUUAUUCUAUUGGAUGGUGGAGAUUAUUUUGUCUUUGGAAAGGGCGGAUGCAAAAAUAGAUCGAAAUAAAGAGGGUUUUACGGUUUUGGAACAGUAAAAAAAUUAUAAUGAGAAAUUUACUGAUGGGUUUUAAUGGAGUAAUUGAAACCGAUCUCUCUGUUAAAUCUGUCAAUUAAUAAAACAAUUAAGAAAUUGAAUUCGUAAUUAUUGGAAUACCAAUAAAUUUAAGAUCAAAUCAAGUUGGGGAACACGAUAUCGAACGGUAGAAUCCUCGCGAAACUUUCGCGCAAUUUUUAUUGAACUAUUGACAAACUAUGUACACCCCAAGUAACAAUAUAUAAACUAUAAACAUGUAAACAGUGCCCCAUCGCAUCAAAAAUAACGAACAAUUAAGUGACAAUCACCAAAUUAUCAUAUAUUCAUCUCCCUAAUUGAUUUCGAAAAUUUGAUUAAAUCCCAGAUCAUUUGAAUAACGAAUGGAGGUCUGGUUGAAAUUAUGUAACGCAUUUGUAUAUGAACCAAUAAGAGCUUCGUUUCACGUGCAAUAUAAUCAUGAUGAACGAAAGCCGAGUUUUCGCUCGGUUAGUUUGGUCAGAUAAUUGGAUUAUUCUGGCAGUUGAAUCGAUUCAUCGGCCAGGACUUUAUUAAAUAUCUAUAUCUUUGACUAUAACAUCGACCGGUGAUUAAUUACACUGCAGAAAGAACUGUAAAAAACAUCCGGAAAUUGGCAGGUGAUGAAAAAUUUCCCCCAUAAAUCAGCAAAAAAUUUUUUCGCCAACAAUUUCAAGUUCCAUUCAGUCCCCCACCCCCCGACUCACUGAAUUUCUCCAUCAGGCACCUGAAAUGACACAAAUAUUCACCGAGAAUGGGGGUAGAAGUCCGUGAUAUUGAGCAACUCGCAGGGAAAAAUCAUUUUCACGAAUGAAAGUUAUAAAAAAAUAUAAAAAAAGACCUGAAAAUCGCCGAACGUGAUUCCAUCUGUGACCGUGCACUAGAAUCUAACCCCUUUCGCAUUUAUUGGACUGUUCUCGCCCCAUUUCCGUUCUCUUUACUCUUGAGCACCUGGGGGUAGAAAAUAGGUGGCCCAUUACAGCAGCAAAUUCCAUCGAUUUUUCCCGGUUUAUUUGUCCCCGACUCCCGCCCCUCGACCAUAAAAAUCGAUAAUUAGGAGUCACUCAUUGACACUAAAUUGUUCGUCCCAUCAACUUAUGAUAUUUUUCAAUUUCCAACCACCCCGAGUGCCUCCAGCAUCCCCCCUGCGCCCCUAUCUCUCUCCUUCACCCCCAAUAAACUGAAAGCAAGAAAAAAACGAAGAAGAAACACGGAAGGGUCUAGAGGUCACGUAGGUUGUUUAUCCGCGGGGGCAGUCAUUCCUGUGUUCCUUGAAUUAACCUUCACGGCAUCCAACUGUUAUUCCGUGGACCAUAAAACCAAAAUAAUGGACCUCUCCCAGGCACUUUAACUCGAGGAUCACGAAAUCGAGGGGUGCGUGCGUUGAUUUUUAGGAGCGUAAAAACAUCGAAACAAAUAUCGAUUCAUCCUGCCCUCUAUCACCGACAAACUUUUUUGAUAAGUCAGACGAGAUAAAAAAAUGAGGGACUGAGAUAAAAAAAAAAAUGGAUGAAGAGAGGAAGAUGUUGGGGUCUUGAGACAGAUAGACAGAUGAGUUGUACGUGAAAUGCCACGAUUUCAUCCCCCUUCGUGCGCUGUACAGACGUUGAAAGGGUGAACGAACUCACAUAAUGGCGGUGACCGUUAUAUAAUAAAAAAAAUGUUAUAGUACACCUUAGGCGCGGCUAUGGCGACUGGUAAUGGCUCCUUAUGAUUUAGCGAGAGUGUUUUCUUACUUUUGUACGAAAAGUGGUGGCCGCGUAAUCGUUUGUCAAGUUAGCCGAGGGGGUGUUCGUUGAAAAACGAGAGAAGAGUGAAAAUAUUAGUCCAGUUGCCUGCCCACAGCAGAGAAAACAUCAGGAUCGUGAUGGUGAAAUGGGGGUUGGGCCCAAUGGGUACAACUCGGGGGAUGCGCAGUUUUCUACCCCGACGGAGAAGACCAAACGUCCCAUAAUUCACCAUCAUUGGUAUUAAAGCCCAUUGCCCAGGGAUGAAGAGUAACGACGGGUCUCUCGUACAAACGCACGGACAUAUCGCGGAGGAAACUUGGGGUGGGUUUUGUGGAGUCUUCGGGGGGUUCUUGGGCACGUGAUGACUUUCGGAAUAAUUUUGGGCAUCUUCGGGGGCUUGGGGAUGAUUGGGGUUAAUGUUGGAGUGGGGUAAGUUCGUGCGAAUGAUUUCCAAAGACUAUAAAUAAUUCGAAGAGACUCAGAAUUAUAGAUACAAAAUUAAAUUGGUAAUAAAAAUCGAUUAAAAAAAUCGAUUCUCCAAUUUUCAACAUCGAUAACUCGAGAAUUCCACCCCUUUCGAUUUAUUAAUAUGAAUACAGAGACAUGUUUUCGUUUUCCCUCACAGAAUCUAAGACGUCAAUCCUCGAAUGUUUUUCCAGUCGUCAGAUGACGUCAUUUUUGUCGUGUCAGGCCCAAAAAAAAAUUCCUCUCCGCGUGUGUCCUCUGAUUCUCGCAAUGUCGGUUUUGCACGGGAGUCAGCCAACAUUUUAGCAUUUCAUACGUCAGGAAUUCUGGCUUCUCGGUCAUGCUUAAUAGUGUUUUAACACGAUUUCCUGAUAAUCAUGAUUCGUGCUUACUCUUUCACAUUCAGCCAGUUACGUUCGAUACUUUCGAAGCCAAACCACCGAGAAUCGUCACGCAAUGCUCCACCUCAUCACGCAA
Diachasmimorpha longicaudata is the source of this 7857-nucleotide messenger RNA. RefSeq lists its product as uncharacterized. The record is from RefSeq and is a predicted model, not a curated record. Lineage: Eukaryota; Metazoa; Arthropoda; Insecta; Hymenoptera; Braconidae. Bases 3215 to 3550 code for a protein of 111 amino acids. The transcript has 3 exons.